Molecule: messenger RNA, 915 nt
Organism: Plectropomus leopardus (leopard coralgrouper)
Lineage: Eukaryota; Metazoa; Chordata; Actinopteri; Perciformes; Serranidae
Gene: c10h2orf76
Product: chromosome 10 C2orf76 homolog
Source: RefSeq, a predicted model, not a curated record
GACACGGAGGAGCGCUCGGUUGCUCAGUUAUCCUCUCAUCGAGUCUAGAGAGUAGUCGGUAGCUCUUGGUUAGCCUGGCCUGGAUAGCUAGUCGGUUGUCAAACCUCAGGCUGUACCGGCUGUACCAGACAGUCAUUCCCACACGGAACAUAUCAGCGAUCUGUCAUUUCAACGCUACAAGCCACUGUGUCACAACCAGAAGCACUGAAGUCUGAGCUGUGCUCAUCGGUGUGUCGGUCAGCAGCGGGUCAUGGCGGAGGAAGCGGUGGUCACGGUUCGGCUGGUCCGGUCUUUCGAGCACAGAAACUUCAAGUCCGUGGUGUUCCACCGAGUCCGGUUGGAGCAGACGGUGCAGAGAUUCAUGCAGCUUGUCAGAGAAGAUAUUGUAACAAGACAAGGACUUCCUCUUCCUUUCAAGAAAUAUACAUAUGACACAAUGAAGAUAAUCCACCAAGCACAUGGAGCUAAGACUAAUGAGUUGGUGAUGAGUUUAGAGGACGAUGAAAAGCUUAUUCUGCAAGAUGGCCAAACCCUUGAAGCUGCUGGUGUUGCAAAUGAAACAGAAGUGGCUUUCUUCAGGAAAGAAGACUACGAGCUCUAUAAAGCAAAUCCCCAAACUGCUUGGUGACAGCAGUAUUUUACCUGCUCUAUCUUAACUCAGUUUUUUUUCCCAUAAAGACUAGAGGUCAAAGGUCAAGUAUGCCAGAAACAACAGGAAAACAAGAACAGUGCAGUCAUGUUAAUAUCAGAAAGUUUUAAUUUGUGGUGUUGUCCUUUGUAAACUGAUGCUUAUUAUCCACCACACUGGUGUGCCUUUUUAUUUCUAUUUUUCUUCUUUUUAUCUUGUGGUAGUUGUUGCCAUGGAAAUUUUCACUGCAGUUUUUUAUGUGCGGAAUAAAGUUUGACUUUGAUGAA